AUGAACCAAAAGGCUGUAAAAAGGAGUGCAAUAGCAAAUUUUCUGGCCAGUAGAGCUCUAGAAGGUUAUAAUCCAUUGAGCUUUGAUUUCCCAAAUGAGGAUCUAAUGUAUGUUGCAACCAUAGAAAAAGACUCUCAAGAGGGCCAUCCAUGGAAGCUGAAUUUCGACGGACCUUUAAACGCUGUAGGUAACAAAAUCGGGACAGUUUUGGUAUCCCCAAAUGGAGAUCAUUAUUCUUUCACUAAUAAAUUGGAUUUUGACUGUACAAACAACAUGGCGGAAUACGAGCUUAAAGGUGAAUGGGAGACGAGAGAUCCCAAGUUGAUCAAUUACCGAAGGCUAGUUCUUAAGUUAAUCGAGGAGUUUGACGAUAUCACUUUCUGGUACCUUCCACGAGAUGAAAAUCAGAUGGCUAAUGCCUUGGCAACCUUAGCUUCUAUGAUCAAGAUUACUUCACCAAAUGGGUAG
This is a messenger RNA of Gossypium arboreum, 468 nucleotides long. RefSeq lists its product as uncharacterized. The coding region runs from base 1 to 468 and encodes 155 amino acids. The transcript is spliced from 3 exons. NCBI's taxonomy places the organism in Eukaryota, Viridiplantae, Streptophyta, Magnoliopsida, Malvales, Malvaceae. The record is from RefSeq and is a predicted model, not a curated record. Gene Ontology annotation, molecular function: nucleic acid binding; RNA-DNA hybrid ribonuclease activity.